Messenger RNA from Alligator mississippiensis (American alligator), 738 nucleotides. RefSeq names its product SEC11 homolog C, signal peptidase complex subunit (gene SEC11C). NCBI's taxonomy places the organism in Eukaryota, Metazoa, Chordata, Crocodylia, Alligatoridae. The record is from RefSeq and is a predicted model, not a curated record. Gene Ontology annotation, cellular component: membrane; signal peptidase complex. Gene Ontology annotation, molecular function: serine-type endopeptidase activity. The transcript is spliced from 6 exons. Bases 71 to 604 code for a protein of 177 amino acids.
GGGGCCUGCUGUGGCCGUAGCCUAGGCGGGCGCGCGCGCGCUGCGCGCUGGGCCCGGUUCCCGCCCGGCCAUGGACCUCUUCGGGGACCUGCGGCGCAUGAACAAGCGCCAGUUAUAUUACCAAGUUCUAAAUUUUGCCAUGAUUGUGUCUUCUGCACUUAUGAUAUGGAAAGGUCUGAUCGUCGUCACAGGAAGUGAAAGCCCCAUUGUUGUUGUACUCAGUGGCAGUAUGGAACCAGCAUUUCACAGGGGAGACUUGUUAUUCUUAACGAACUUCCAAGAUGACCCAAUCAGAGCUGGUGAAAUAGUUGUUUUUAAAGUCGAAGGCAGAGAUAUCCCUAUAGUUCACCGAGUAAUCAAAAUUCAUGAAAAAGAGAAUGGAAAUAUCAAGUUUCUGACUAAAGGUGACAAUAAUGAAGUUGAUGAUAGAGGACUGUACAAAAAAGGGCAGAACUGGCUAGAAAAGAAAGAUGUUGUGGGAAGAGCAAGAGGGUUUUUGCCUUACGUUGGAAUGGUUACCAUAAUAAUGAAUGACUAUCCCAAAUUUAAGUAUGCUCUUUUGGCAGUAAUGGGAGCAUAUGUAUUACUGAAACGGGAAUCCUAAAGAAGAAAGAAAAUGUCUUGCCCAAGAUCGAAGUUAAUUAUAUUGGAAAAACUAAUAUAUUUCAGAUGUUCCAAUUUCUUUAUAAGACUGUGCAAACUGUGUCUUGUACAAAUAAAUUGUAAAAUUAAGAAGUA